AUGAUGAAGAGAACGGGUCCCCGCUUGGGCCCUGACGAGCCCUCGCAGCUAACCCCAUCACCCGCUCAGAUACAACAAGCGGGUGCGAGUAACAUACAUAAUAUAAGUCAAUCCGGACAACCGCAAUUAUUGGGUGCAGCUACUAUGCUGUCUGUGGGCGGAAACUUCAGUCGUCCGCGUGGCAAUCCGCCGGUCAUCAACUAUUUGAAGGCUAACACGGUGCAGUACGCGCCGCCUAAACCACAGGCGCCUAGACUCAAGCUGGUCAGCCAGCAGCCAGCAAUGAUCCCCGGUCGCCAAUCUCCACUGGGUGCUCCGCUGCCAGCACCCCCGGCUGCACAAUUCCAACGCUUGAAGGUGGAGGAUGCCCUAUCAUACCUCGACCAAGUCAAGUACAAAUUCAACACACAGCCCCAGGUCUACAAUGACUUUCUUGAUAUAAUGAAGGAAUUUAAGAGCCAGACUGUCGCUUCCAGGAUCGACACGCCCGGAGUCAUCACGCGGGUAUCGAACCUGUUCAAGGGACAUCCGGAGCUGAUCGUUGGCUUCAACACCUUCCUUCCGCCCGGGUAUAAGAUCGAAGUACAGAGUAAUGGACAGGUAUCAGUGUCGAUGCCAUCGCCCACCGGUGCAGGCUGCCCACCAGCGGGCGCCGUGGGCGUGGGCGUGGGCGCCAGUGGUGGCGUGGGCGUGGGCGCUGGUGGUAACGCUGUCGGCGUGACCGGCGCCGGUGUGAUGAUGGGCGUGCACCAUCCGCCACCACAACCACAACUCGUCCAUUUACUGCCUGUACCACAGUCCGUCAGUAACGCGAUAGUUCACAACCUGUCAGUGAACGCAACGGCUACCAACACCCUGCAUCAUAUAUCACAAGCUCAUCAGCAGAUCGAGGCUGCAGCUAUACAUCAUCCUCCAGGUUCAGCAGCUAACGCCAGCGCCAGUCACGCUGCCGCGGGACAACCGGUGGAGUUCAACCACGCUAUUGAAUACGUUAAUAAGAUUAAGUCCCGUUUCUCACGCCAACCGGACAAAUAUAAGCGUUUCCUUGAGAUACUACACGCGUACCAGAGGGGCCAUCGGGAUCUGAAGGAACCUCACGCCAAGCAGCAGACGGAACAGGAGGUUUACGCACAGGUGGCGAAAUUAUUUGAGAAGCAAGACGACCUGUUGGCAGAGUUCGGCCAAUUCUUACCUGACGCGAAAGCUGUCACCAAGCCGACUCACAUACCACCACAUUCAAGAUCACCACCGCCCCAGGUCCGUAUGGAAGCAGAACUAGACCGCUUCCCAAGCUCGACGCCGUCAUCCCCUCCACACGGCGCCGUGACACACGUGACACCCGCCCCUACUGCGACACACGUGACACACGGGACCCACGUGACACACGCGACACACGCUCACGUCCCGCCACAGACACAUCCAGUACACACACAGCCGCCUGCGCCGAAACACACUAGCGCCGCUGUAGUCACUCCCCAACAUCACCUGAAACGAUCGCCGAGCUUCACGUCAACAACUCAAAUAAGUUCAGGUGCGCCAGCAGCCAAGCGAGCCCGAGUCCGUGAUCUAUCAGUCUCGGAGGCUGGUAAGAUGGCCGCUGCCAGUGACUACUCAUUCUUUGAUCGUGCAAGGAAGGCCUUAAGAUCACAACAUGUAUAUGACAACUUUUUAAGAUGUCUCCUGUUAUUUACAAACGAGAUAAUAUCAUCGUCUGAACUAUUAUGUGUGACGGCACCAUUUCUGUGUCGUCACCCUGAACUACAGAAAUGGCUUCAAGACUUUGUGGGACCGGUGUCACCACCACAUACUCCUACAACAACACAUACAGGUGGUUACAACAACAAUUUCACAAGUUCAAGCAACCUUCUAUACGAACGUACUCGCUUAGGGUCCGAGGGUAAAACUAGAUAUGAGCCCCUGGGUCCACUCGGAGCUCAAAUGAGACACGAAAGACCUCAAGGCGACGCUGCUAUGGAUAUAGAUCUAUCGACGUGUAAACGUCUGGGCACUUCGUACUGCGCCCUGCCAAGAGAAGCGGCCGCUAGGAAAUGUUCGGGACGAACACCGCUCUGCAAGGAGGUACUAAAUGACACGUGGGUGUCGUUCCCUACGUGGAGCGAGGAUUCUACUUUCGUUACAUCACGGAAGACUCAGUAUGAAGAAUAUAUCUACCGCUGUGAAGAUGAGAGAUUUGAGCUGGACGUGGUGAUAGAGACGAACGCGGCAACAAUCAGAGUAUUAGAAGGAGCUCAGAAGAAGUUAUCACGAAUGAGUCCCGAGGACGCUGCCAAGUACCGCCUGGACGACUGUCUCGGAGGACAUUCACCCACCAUACACCAGAGGGCGCUCAAGAGGAUCUACGGCGACAAGGCUGUGGAUAUUAUAGCUGGUUUGAAGAAGAAUCCUGUUGUGGCCGUGCCUGUAGUGCUGAGACGACUUAAAGCCAAGGAGGAGGAGUGGAGGGAGGCACAGAAGGGCUUCAACAAACAAUGGCGCGAACAAAACGAGAAGUAUUAUCUCAAGUCCUUAGAUCACCAAGGGAUAACGUUUAAGCAGAACGAUUUGAAGGCGUUGCGGUCCAAGUGUUUGUUUAACGAAGUUGAAAGUGCGUUCGCUGUGAGGAAGCCCGGGCCACAUCUGAUAAGUGACUAUGGCACCAAGUCACGACAUGAAGCUAUCAAGAUAGCUCGUGACGCAGCGGAACUGCUGAUACAUCACGCGCGGCGCCAGACGGGCAUCCAGAAGGCUGAGAAGAGACGCAUCAAGUUGCUGCUCAGACAGUUCCUACCGGACCUCAUGGCGCAUCCCAGACUACCGCUCAGCGACGACGAACAUGAAGAAGAAAAAGAAGAACCUACUAGUCCCGGCAGCCCGGCGGCCGAUCAGGCUGACGAAAAGACGACAGUCAAAAAUGAAAAGCAAGAGUCGUCGGAAUCAGAUAACGCUUCUGAUAAAAGUAGCCGCAACAACAAAAAUGAUAAAGAAAACAAGCCAAAAAAUAACAACAUGGAUACUAAAGACAGCACAAAUUCAAUAAAGCGAAGCAUCAGCAAUGAAGAGGCCAGCAUCAAAAUGGAGCUGAAGAAUGAAAACGAUCUCGAAGAUGAUUAUAGAGAUCACCCGCCUAAUGAGUCACGUUUCGUAUGUACAUCAUCGUGGUACUUAUUCCUACGGCUGCACGGUGUGUUAUGCGCGAGGCUCUGCGGUGCUAGACAGGCGGCGCAGCAGCUAGCCGCUGGUGAAGCAGCACGAGCCUCCACACGACCGCCCAGCGUGGCGGCCGCGCUGCGACUGAAACCAACCAAUCUGCCAGCGGAUGCGUCAUCACCAUCAGAGUACUACAACGCUUUACUGGAGUUGGUUAAAGGAGUCUUAGAUGGGAAUGUGGAGUCAUCGGCGUAUGAAGACGCGGCCAGAGAAAUGCUUGGCAUUAAGGCUUACCCUCUAUAUACACUAGAUAAAGUCGUAUCUAUAGCUGUUAGACAGCUCCAACAUUGCGUGUCCGAGAGUUGGUCGGUCCGCGCGACCGAGCUAGCAUCGCGCGGUCCCAGAGGCCCGCCCUACAUAAGACGAGCAUUAAGAGCUCUUAGACCGCAUCAUACAGCCUUCCUUGUUACAUUUUACUUCGGUGACACAUGCAAGGUUGGCUUCGAGUUGAUGGAAGCGGCCGGCGAGGGUCGAGCCUCUCCUCACAGAGAUCAACGCUUGUCACCCACACAGUCCCGUAGAGACACAAACGGCGAUUCAUCAGUUCGUCACGGCGUAUGGUCACCAUAUCGUUAUGCACCUAUCGCUACCAACAAGCCGGUGUUCUUAAGGCGUAACGCGCGUCGAUCAGGAGCCGGGGCUACGGGCGCACACACGGCUAGCGCUCCGCCGGACGUCAGCGAAGCCCCCGCACAUACUAGGAGAAGGAAACCGCCGAGACUACACGACCACGAGUGUGGAGUCACCAGCGGGGCCAGACUGGCAGCGUGUCGCCCGCACCAGUUAUACCGCGCGGGUUGUCUGACAGCGGCCCGCGUGUCACACGCGCGACUAUCAAACGCCAGGAGGAACAGAUUCAGGAACUGGCUCGACACGAGGACGCGUUAA
Molecule: messenger RNA, 4095 nt
Organism: Danaus chrysippus (African queen)
Lineage: Eukaryota; Metazoa; Arthropoda; Insecta; Lepidoptera; Nymphalidae
Source: the annotation of a GenBank genome assembly